AUGAGACGAAUACAACCAAUACGACUGGGAAAGUCCAAAAAUGAACAGUCACUAUUUUAUCAGUUUGAUUUUAAUGUUGUUGAAGCCAACGAAACAGACCAUAGAGCAACAACCGAUGUUGAAGUAGCACCAUUGAACGACGAGUUACAACAACAGAGCUUAACUUCUGAUCAAUUACAACUCUUGUUCCGCAAGGCUAGCUCUGAACUGAUUGCAGAAACAGCAGAUGAGCAAGAUUUCUUCAAACGCGAAGCAACAAUUAAAGCACCGAAAACAUCUCAAAUAGUACAAACACCAUUUCCAGCUCCUUUAUCAGAACGAAAAGAAGAUUCUGAAUUGACUAUUGAACAAUUGAAACAGUUAGCUAAACAAGAAGCAGGUCCACUCAUCAUCGAAAGAUAUUCUCCUAGUGAAGAGCAAGUUGAUUACGUAAUGCCAACAGUUAACUUAACAUUUAAUCAACCAAUGAUUAGUGUGUCAUCAUUGGAUGAAAAUAUGAAUCUUGAAGAGCUAGGGAUAUCGUUAACACCAAAAAUUGAAGGUAGAUGGAGAUGGACAGGAACGAAAACAGUUCAAUUCGAAGCCAAGCAUCGUUUUCCAUAUUCGACAAAAUUUACACUAAGAGUCGACAAAGAACACUGUGUAUCAGUGAUCGGAGGUAAAGCUAUCUUGCAUUCGAUGAGAUUUCAUUCUGUACACAUAUUCUUGAUACUUUCAUUAAUUGUAGGAAAACUAGACGAAGAAUUCGUUUUUGAAUUUUCAACAGCAACAGCAAAAGUUCUUGAUUUUUCACCUUAUGGAACAGUUUCCACAUUGAAACCUAAAUGUUUUCUAUUAUUCAAUCAAAAGAUUAAUAUGAAUGAAAUUUCGAAGCAUAUACGCGUCGUAAGCAGUAGUGGAAAUGAGAUCCAAAACCAAGAAUUAGAAAUGUUAGACGACGCAACAGCAAAAAGUGAAUUUAAAUCAAAUAUAAAUGCUGACGAAGGAAAUCAUGAGAAAUAUGUUGCAUUUACAUUUAAGAAUGAUUUAUCGAAAGCAACAGAAUAUCUAGUUCAACUGCCUAUAGGGUGUCCAUCAGCAGAAGGUCCACUAAAGACAACGUCUGAGUGGUCAACGAGCUUUCACACUUACGAGCCAUUAAAAAUAAUUGAUUGUUUUCCAAAUGAAACAAAUUCAUGGCAACGAACUGCUGCUCCUGGUCAAAAUUGGUCGCUCACAUUCAAUAAUUCAUUAAAUCAUUCAACAAUUAAUAAAUCAUUAUUCAAGAUUGAACCAGAAGUCAAUGGUUUAGGCAUUGAGCAUGUCGAACACAAUGAUCGAGAAAUAACAAUGCAUAAUGAUUCUAAACCAAAUACUGUUUACACACUGUUCAUAGAAGCAGCAUCAUUAAAAGACAUUCAUGGUCAAACAUUGGAACAUGAUUUCUCUGCUAAACCAAUUCAAUUUAAAGUCCAUGACUCACCACCAUUAACUGGAGACAUAUCGAGUGCAAUAGGUAUGGUUACGAUAGAUCCUGGUGUAUUAGAUGAACCAUUUUAUCCAUUUAUGGUUUAUAAUUAUUCAGAAUUAACAGUUCGUAUUAAUCGAGUAAAGCCAGAACAUUAUGAUCCUAACUUGCCAUGCUUUAAUUCAUAUACAUAUACCAUGGAAGAUCAAGCAUGGUACAAUAAAUUACCUGGCGAAGAGUUGCUGAAUGCAGUAAUAAAAACGAAUUGUGAACGUGAUGAACCAAAAGAAAUAAGAAUUCCGUUGAAAGAAUACCUAAAUAAAAAUUCUGGAGUAGGACAAUUAAUUCUGCUAAUUGAACCAACAAAAAAGGCGUGGAGUGAAUGUCAACGUCAAGAUUGGCAAUAUCGACAAAUAAAAUCUGCCUGGAUACAAUGUACACGACUAGCAGUGGACCUAUUUGUUUCUUCAGGUACUGAUGGCACAUUGACUGCAUGGGUUACUGAAUUGAUGACUGGUGCACCUGUCACCCAAGCUAUUGUCCAAAUAGCAAAUAAAAAGGGAGAAACCAAUCAACAAGGACUAUGUACCUUUAAAAAAUACCUGAUAGAAAAAGAUGAAUCAAGCAAAGCAGAAGAUCAAGGAAAUAAAAUAUUAAUUGUAGAAAAAGAUAAUGAUCUGUGUAUGUCAGUAAAUAUUUAUACUUAUCCAUCGUACUAUGAUGCUUAUGCUUGGCAUGUGUUCAAUGAUCGAGGUUUGUAUAAACCGAAAGAAGAAGUGCAUAUAAAAGGUUAUGUGCGAUUACUGGAAACAAAAGGUGAAACAAGAUUACCAGCUUAUGUUCAAGGUUCCAUUGAUUAUACAGUACAGGAUCCUCACGGUGAGCAGCUUCUGCAGUCAAAAGUCGAGUUGAAUAAUUACGGUGCAUUUGAUAUCCAAUUUACAUUGCCUGACAAUGUUAAUCUAGGCUAUGGAUACGUAACAUUCAUUUUACAGGAUUCAUUAAGUAGUCAUACUCAUCAGUUCAAAAUUCAAGAGUUCAGAAGACCAGAAUAUGAAGUUUCAUCAAAGAUUAAAUCAACAACAACCUAUUAUUGUCAUCCAACCAUGGAUCAAGACGUCGUCGUUUCUUGUCAAGGAAAAUUGUUUGCAGGUGGUUAUCUGAAUGAUGCAAAUGUCCGGUGGACAGUACGAGCUGAAGCAACCAAAUUUAAACCAGCUAAUAGAUCUGAUUAUUCAUUUGGUAGAGUUGAACCGAUGUUUUUCAUGUUUCGUAAUAAUGAUGAAAACAAAAUAUCAUAUCCGUCAAAAUUCUUUCAGGGUAAAACAAACGAUCAAGAUAUGCAUGAAAUAAAAAUUAGUUAUCACGGCAUUGAAGAAGAACCGAGACCAACAAUUGUCUAUGCACUGGCAGCUAUUACUGAUUUAAACAACCAAACGCAAGAAACACAAACACAAUUCGUCGUACAUCCGUGUACUUAUUAUGUUGGAUUUCAAAUGUCAACAUAUUUUGGCAAGAAAGACAAGCCUGUACCAACCAAAGUUAUUGUAACAGAUAUUGAUGGAAAUUUAAUUGAUAAUAUUGCUGUUGAAUGCAAAAUAGUUGGAAAUGGUAAAAAAAGAAAAGAAGAUGAAAACGGUUUGAUCAUAUACGAAGACGUCAAAGAUGAACAAAUAAUAACCUCUGUUAGUUCAAGUAAAGAUGCCAUUAACAUUGAUUUCACACCAAAAUUAGGCGGUGAGUACAAUAUUUCAUAUACUGUCAAAGAUGAGCAAGGACGAUCAGCUAUGAGUUUCUACGAUGGUUUUUACGUCUGCGGUGGUUACGAAAAGGAAAUGGAACAACAAAAAGUCGAAUAUGUUCCGAUGGAUGCAAUUAAAAUCGUACCAAAUGCACCGAAUUAUCAAUCUAAUGACACAUGUGAACUACUCAUAUUAGCUCCGUUCAGUCCAGCAAACGGUCUACUAGUAUUCGACUGUGACGGUCAAGUUUCGCAACCAAUACAAUUUCAGAUAGAACCUGGACAAAGUUCGACAACUGUUCAAUUUAAGAUAUCGAAGGACUGGAUACCAAAUUUCACAGUACAUGCAGAAUUAGUAGGCUCAGCUCCAAGACAAACGGAAGUGAUUGGCUCGCCGAAUCGUCCAGCUAUCGCUACUGGUUCACAAUUAAUAGAAGUAUCUAGAGACAUUUAUAAACUAAAUGUUUCGAUUAAUACAAAAGAAAGAAAUAAAGUGUUUACACCAUCAUCAAAUAUCCAUAUCGAUGUGGAUGUCUCACAAUAUAUCGAUAAAGUAGCUGUAGACAAAGCCGAAGUGUGUAUGGUUGUUGUUGAUGAAGCAAUUUUAUCAUUAACUGAUCAUAAAAUGACUAAUCCAUUAGAUUUAUUUUAUCCUAACCGAGUAGCAAAUAUCAAUCAAUUCCAUGAUAGAGAUCGUUGUUUGGUAUUCAGUAAGCAAGAUAUCGAAAAAUUUAAGAAAGAUAUGCAAGAAAACCAGUAUUUAUCCAGAGUAGAAAAUAUAUGUUGUUACCAAGCAGCACCUAUGGCUAUGUCUGAGAUGAGCGCAAGUGGCUGUGGAUUUGGAGGCUCCGGUCCUGAGGAAAAAAUAUCUGUUCGAUCGAACUUCAAUCCAUUAGCAUGUUGGAUACCAUCAUUGGUCACUGAUGUAUCUGGACGUGUUUCGUCUGAAAUUAAAUUACCGGAUAAUCUAACACGUUAUCGCGUAUGGGCACUCGUAACAAAUGAUAAACAAUAUGGUUUAGGUGAAAUGUCAUUUACUGUACAAUUACCAGUUAUGGUUCGACCUUCACCACCGAGAUUUCUUAACUAUGGUGAUACAGCUCAUAUCUCGGUUAUUUUACAAAAUCAAACUGAUUCACCAUUACAAUUGUAUGCUGGUCUGCGAGCAUCUAAUGCUAAGCUGUUAACACCACAAGAAAAUCAACAAAUGGCUGGUUACUGUAUUGCUCUUCAACCAAAUAAACGAGUUGCUCUUAUAUUUCCGUUGUCAACAGUGCGUUCUGGUACAGCUCGAUUUCAAUUCAUAACCAGUAGUGUCAAAAAUGAAACAUCUCCAUCAUUUGGCGACGCCAUUGAAUUUAGUUUACCUGUAUUCAAACCGGCAACAUCUGAAGCAUUUGCAACAUAUGGUGAUGUGUGUGAUGAAAAAGUUAUUUUACAACCGAUAAAGGCACCAGAAAAUGUUAUUCCACAAUUCGGUGAGUUAUCAAUAUCAACAAGUUCUACAGCAUUAGCAUCAUUAACCGAUGCAAUCAUUGCGCUCUAUACAUAUCCAUAUGAGUGUUCAGAACAAAUAAGUUCACGAUUGCUUGGUAUACAAUCACUAUGGGACGUUUUACAAGCAUUUAAAAGUAAAGAUUUACCUGAAGUAUCCGAAGUAAAAACUAAAUUAGAAUCCGAUAUGAAGAAGCUCAAAGGUCGUCAAUAUUCAAAUGGUGGGUUUGGUUAUUGGACAAAUCAAUACAAUUCUAAUGCCGAUCCAUUUAUGAGUGUGCAUGUUGCACACUGUCUAGUUGUUGUUGAGCAGAAAAAGGUAAAGAUCAAAUUACAGUUAUGA
Messenger RNA from Rotaria sp. Silwood2, 5025 nucleotides. NCBI's taxonomy places the organism in Eukaryota, Metazoa, Rotifera, Eurotatoria, Philodinida, Philodinidae. The record is from the annotation of a GenBank genome assembly.